GUGUGCCCCUAAUGACAGGUGUGGGGGAAGGACGGGGUGGGGUGCGGGUCAUGCUGGGACAGGAUAAGCUGGCCAGGAUCAGCGAGCUGCUCUACCACGAGGAGGCAGCUCACGAGGCUGCCCACACCCUCGGUGGCCACGACACACUUGGUCCCCCACCUGAUUUUGUCUUACAGGAGGCAGACACGGUGCUCAAGACGCAUGAUGAUCUGCGCAACUUUUGGCGUAAAUACCACCACGUGCAGUUGGAGCGUCUUGCUCUGCGCAGUGAAGGGGAGGUCCUACGACAAGAGGGACGACAUUUGCGGGGCCUCCUGAAGAAGUACUUUGUGUCCUUGGGAGUGACGGACGCAGCACUGUCCCAGUCGGCAGCCCCGGUCACUGUAUCACACCUCAACCUCAGCCACAACCAGCAAGACCCAAGACACCCAUCACGGAGACGGUCGCAUUCAGUCCCUGUGGGUGGUGUUGGCUGCAUUCCUACAGUGCAUGGUGACUCGAAGGGGGCUUCCAAGAUGAGGGAGGUGGUGGCCGUGCAAGAGGCCCAUCUGCUGGUGCGCUCCGCUGCCCUCCACUCUCUCCCCAGACUCCGUACAUGCUGACUUCUCACUCUCUGCCUCUACUUGUUUGUCAACUCCUGGAAUAUUAUAAACCUAUUAAGGUAUGUGUUUGUGUUUUCUUACUACUGUACGUACUGGAGAGGAGCACAAUGAGCCAAUCAGUGGCAAAGAGGUUAAAGGUAAAGGCAACAAUUCAAGAAUACUGAACAAAUGAACAACAUAAAAAUUAUCGCAAUGUGAAUGAGGAGCAAACACCUUAAAUUUUCCCCUUGAAUGUUUCUCUGGCAGAAAAACCUGUUAUGUCUGUGUUCUCCAGCCAUAGUGCGUUUUUUCCCAGCUGAGAAGAGAUGCCCCGCUCCCUCCUCAAGAGUUACAGCUGAUUGGCUGUUGCAAAUCUGUCCGAUUUAUUAUAGUCCAGUGACCAGCAUCUAUUACGAAACACCCUGGUAAAUGACUGCCAACAUAGUUUUAUGCCUGGACGCUUCUUCUUGACAUAAUUAAAGAUGCUGAAUGGUUAGACUCAAAUUCUGGAACAUGGUAGCAAAAUCAACAAUAUAUUGUAUAUCUGUUCUUUGCCAAGGCAUUCAACAGUGUACCCCAAUGAAAGGCUGAGAAUUAAACUGGAAGGGUAUGGGAUUCGCCUGUGUAUAAAAUCAGUCAUUACAAAUAGACAAACAUCCUAUCUUCAAUUAGUACUGUUAUUAUACAAGUAUAAUUCAAGAAUAUACUGUACAUAAAUUAUGUAUGUUGUCUAACUAAUAAAAUGUGCAUGUGUAUGA
Messenger RNA from Homarus americanus (American lobster), 1339 nucleotides. RefSeq lists its product as uncharacterized. The transcript has 3 exons. Lineage: Eukaryota; Metazoa; Arthropoda; Malacostraca; Decapoda; Nephropidae. The coding region runs from base 12 to 602 and encodes 196 amino acids. The record is from RefSeq and is a predicted model, not a curated record.